GAUAUUUGAAUUUCCCUUACAGGAAUAAGAUUCUGAGACGAUGGAGGAAGGUGUAUUAGCUUUUGUUUGGUGGUGCAUCAAUACACCUUCCUCCAUCGCCCCCUGCUGGUCGCUCUAGACGGCAGUAUGUAAAGGCGUGGCCAGUCAUAUUUGUGGCAGUUACCUGAAAGCAACAAGAUUAAAGGACGCUGCUGGCGGCGUCCACUUUAAUCGACACAGAAGCAAACAACAUGGUGGAACAAACAAGACAGCCGGGUCGCGUCGUCUCCCCCCAGGCUGGACCUGGCGAGGUGGGCGCUGACGCCCUGUUUGACGUGAACCUCAGGAUAAACGACAGAGCUGCACGAGCCUACGGGCGCUGGUUGGCCCAGAUCGGAGAUCAGCUGGAGCGGGAGCGGACCGGCGGAAGACCAAACCGUCUACCGACUCCUCUUCGCAUGCUGCGACCCGCUCAGGCACUGACCAGGACCAUUUAUCGAGAUAUCCACAGUCAGUUGUGGGGCAUCCAGGGCCUGUCUGCGGCGGUGAAGGCCUGGAUAGCGAGCGUGGCCCCGGGGCCCCUACGAGCAGACGCCCGGGUAUUCAGUUUGAAACCAGUAACCUGCACUGGCUGGACCAGAGGAGCACUGGUGGCUGCGGCACUGGUGGCUGCAGUGACCGUUUUCGGUGCACUCUGGAUGGAAUGGAAAGCCAAAUAAAAGGCCACCAGGAGGGCUUUUAGGCCAUUAUAUAUUUGACCAAAAUAUGUUUGCAAAAUGAAUGACAAUUAUUGCUGUUUGAUUUCGCUUUUUAUACUUUUUGAAAGAUGUCUUGAAUUUGAAACAAAAUAACCAUAAAUAAGAUUUUAAAAAGGAAAACUGUAAAAUGUGUAAAAACAUGGGGCAAUUGUUUUUGCAGUUUUCCCCCGGAGAGGUGGCCAGCGUAUUGUAGCAGUUAUGUGUUGGUUCAGAGUUGUAUUAAAAUGUCAAAAAAAGCACGUUUCCCAUGACAGGACUGCUGCUGGCCUGCAGUCAUUUGUAUCCAGAUUAGUUUCCUACUGGCCUAAGAGGCCAACAUUUUUACAUAAGUCUGGCUUAAUAAUAAUUAAAAAAAAAAAAUUUAAGGGAGCUGGACUUUCUGUUUCAGGUUUGAAUCUUUUUUCAUGCAAAUAAACCUUAAAAUGACA
Messenger RNA from Gasterosteus aculeatus aculeatus (three-spined stickleback), 1165 nucleotides. It is a transcript of the gene bik, whose product is annotated as BCL2 interacting killer. The record is from RefSeq and is a predicted model, not a curated record. NCBI's taxonomy places the organism in Eukaryota, Metazoa, Chordata, Actinopteri, Perciformes, Gasterosteidae.